This is a messenger RNA of Dentiscutata heterogama, 288 nucleotides long. The record is from the annotation of a GenBank genome assembly. Lineage: Eukaryota; Fungi; Glomeromycota; Glomeromycetes; Diversisporales; Gigasporaceae.
AUGACUAAUGAUCUCACAUCAUCAUGUUAUAGAUCAGCUAUUAUACUAAAAACUGAUUUUAUCUUUUUUAGAGAAGUGCGCACUGCUUCGGGACGCGCAUGGGGAAAUAUUGGUUAUUGCGUUAUUUUGAAACAAUCUGUCUUUGUGACACAGUACAAUAUAAUUUUUCAAAAUCAUCCGCUAUUUCACGAAAAUACGGUGACUUUAUUUUCGAUUAAUGAUUUUGCAAUCCGUUGUGUAAACGAUUCUAAAUUUAGAUGUAUGGAGUUUAGCAACAUUCAUCUCUAA